CAGCCCGAUAGCUGCGAUCAAAAAGAGCGAACAACGAGGGCGAGCGGUGAAGGAAGGAGAGGCCAGGAGAACGGGACUGUCGCUACGUUUACUUUAUCCGCGGGGCUUAGCUAUACUUGUUGUAUCGUACUCGAACUAGAGCACUAAGCUUAUCGUAAGGCCGAAAGUUCGUAGCACUGACGACGUCAAGUUGAAGAGCAGCUCGUAAGACCUGUCGCUUCUGAAUGGUUUCCGUGGUUUCGCUUCGAGCCUAGACAAUAUGGCCCGGAAAGGGAAGGCUGAAACCACGGCGCCAAACACGAAGUCCGGCGGUGGCCAAACAGGUCCUGGAAAAAACAGCGUUGGAGGUUCUAGUGAUUCGGGCAGCUUGGACGACGACCCAAGGGCCUCCGACGGGUACGAGGCGCCGCGGCCGAAGCGCGGACGCAGGCGGCGGCGCGACGCCAGCUCCCGGAUGUGCGGCAUCUGCGAGAGGACCUUCAGCAACCGCUCGGCCGUGCGGAGACACCUGGUGACCCACACGGGCGCGAAGGACUUCUCGUGCACCGUGUGCGGCCGCCAGUUCGCCCUGAAGGGGACCCUCGUGGCCCACACGCUCACCCACUCGGGAGCCAAGCCCUAUCACUGCCGCCUGUGUCCCGGCGUGUUCUCGCAGCGCUGCUCGCUCAACCGCCACCUUCGAAGGACGCACAAGCGGGAAAAGUGAGACUUUCGUCGGGGAGCCCGAGGUAGCUUCUCGUCGUCCACGCUUUGGGUCGUUCUUCGUGCGGAGGACAAGACUUCCCUUUGUCCGCGGAUGGAAGUUGGCUUCGAAAGGGAACCGCGUGACACCGAACCGAUGAGCUAGUCCACUGACGUUCGCGUUGGAGAGACGUACAUACUCCGCAUCGGUCCAGGACACCCGGUAGCUUACUUUGUUCUCGUUUGUUCUCGCGCGAUUUGUCCACUGUGAAACACGUGACACAACGCCCGCGGGCCAGCCAGGCAAGACGUGUGGACGAGGUCGUCUUCCCACGGCGCCGUCGACAGCGAAACUGUGGUUGGUCCAGCACAAUGCUGCUGCGAUUCCAGGGACGAGUCCAGCCGUGGUCGUACCGACGUGUGUGACACGAGUUCGUGUGAAAACUCCAGGCCGGGUUAGAUGUCUCUUGCCGGGCGAAGGGAGGGUGUGCGUUGUGGUAUCUGUCUUGUUUAUUUGUUGGCGGGCGGGAGCAGUGAGUUACAGUACACCGUGUGUUACCCCCGUGAACACCGUUCUCUACGAGUCGUUUGCUUUUCACUGCGUAUAAGUUAUUGCAGUUAUUAACUGCGUGAUAAUUAAACCUUUACAUUCUCUGUUUUCUUUUA
Messenger RNA from Dermacentor albipictus, 1347 nucleotides. RefSeq names its product gastrula zinc finger protein XlCGF57.1-like. Gene Ontology annotation, molecular function: DNA-binding transcription repressor activity, RNA polymerase II-specific; RNA polymerase II cis-regulatory region sequence-specific DNA binding. Gene Ontology annotation, cellular component: nucleoplasm. The record is from RefSeq and is a predicted model, not a curated record. Gene Ontology annotation, biological process: regulation of transcription by RNA polymerase II. NCBI's taxonomy places the organism in Eukaryota, Metazoa, Arthropoda, Arachnida, Ixodida, Ixodidae.